Molecule: messenger RNA, 480 nt
Organism: Prorocentrum cordatum
Lineage: Eukaryota; Dinophyceae; Prorocentrales; Prorocentraceae
Source: the annotation of a GenBank genome assembly
AUGGCCCCCCUUGUUUUGCCAGUAUGCGCCCUGUACUUCGGGCUCUCCUCCGUCAUGUACCGCUGGCUCUUCCGGCACGUGUACUCGCAGGAGUUCGAUUGCCACGGCGGUUGGUGGCGGCAGAUGUUCAACGGCUCCAUGUUCGGGCUCCUCGGCGGCUCCCUGGCGCUCUGCGGCAUCUUCGGGCUGAACACCGCGGCGACCUCCAGGCAGUUCUACGUGAUGUGGGGACUGCCGUUGAUGGUGAUCGCCUUCCACUGGGUCUGCAACUCCCGCUUGGAGCCGAGGUCGCGCGAGAUGCCGUACCAGGACGCCGUUCUCGCCGACGCUUUCGCGGGCUCGCAAGCCGUGGUGGGCAGCUUCUGCGACGACUACUACCGGGGACCCUUCCACAAGGUCGACUGGGCCAUGUGCAACGACGGCAAGGCGGAGGCCGAGAAUUGGCGGGCGGUGAGGCCAGGGCAGGACAGACCACUGUGA